GUGUGCAGCUCAAUUCUGUGGCGCUGCGUAGAUGUCAACCAGGGUUUUUAGCAACUAGUCACAAGAAACAGAUUUCAUUGUAUUUUUUAACUAAAUAUACAACGUCACAGAAUGGCCACUGAUUCGGGCUACGGUGGCUCACAAAGCUACGGGUCAUACGCCGGUCAGCAGAGCGGCGGACAGGGCUACGGACCGGGCAACGGCAGCAGCGCCGCGUACGGGGCGCAGAGCUACAGCGGCUACGGCCAGCCGGGCGCCGCCACGCAAGAGGGGUAUAGCCAGCCUCCGCCGCCGAGCUACGAAAAUUACGGACAGCCACCAUCUGGGUAUGGCGACAAGUCGGCGACUUCUCAAGGGCAGCCGGGUGCCUACCCCCCCCCGGCCCCCGGAGGCGACAGCUACGGACAGCCGAGCUCUUUUGGUGGCCAGGGGCCCGGGGGGGCCGGCGCUGGGGGGGCCGGCGCUGGGGGCGCUGGGGGGGCCGGCGGCGCCAGCUAUGGAAGGUGGAGUGAAGGUGAGGAUGCCGGGCAGGGCGGGCGCUUCGGCCGUGACCAGGGGGAUCGCUCUGAAGGAGGCGGCUUGAGAGGCCGCGGCGGCUACGAGCGCGGUAGCUCCGAGCGCGGUAGCUCCGAGCGCAGCGGCGGAUACGACCGCGGCGGUGGAUACGACCGCGGCGGAGGACCCCCUGGUAUGGGUGGUGGUGACCGUGGUGGCUACAAAAAUUACGGUGGCGCCCGAGACUUCGACUCACGGGACGAACCGGGUGGCGAUCAGGACAACUCUGACAACAACACCAUCUUUGUUCAGGGACUCGGGGAAGAGGCCACGGUUCAGGAGAUCGGAGACUUCUUUAAGCAAAUCGGUAUCAUCAAGAUGAACAAGAAGACCGGGCUGCUCAUGAUCAACAUCUACUCCGACAAGGCCACCGGGCAGCCGAAGGGCGAGUGCACCGUGUCGUUCGACGACCCGCCGUCUGCCAAAGCCGCCAUCGACUGGUUUGAUGGCAAAGAGUUCAAAGGCAAACCCAUCAAAGUCUCAUUCGCCACCCGCAGAGCUGAGUUCGCGCAGAGAGGAGGAGGCAGUGGAGGAGGUGCACGAGGAGGAGGCCGAGGAGGUUUCAGAGGCCGUGGCGGAGGAGGAGGAGGAGGAGGAGGAGGAGGACCAAACUUUGACAUUAAGGGAGGCGACUGGCCGUGUCCCAACAGCUCUUGUGGAAACAUGAAUUUUGCACGGCGGCAAGAGUGUAACAAGUGUGGCACCCCCAAGCCCGGAGACGCCGGUGGAGGAGAUCGUGGAGGAAGAGGAGGUUACGGCGGCGACCGAGGUGGCGGUGGCUUCAGAGGUCGUGGAGGAGGUUUCCGUGGAGGAGACCGUGGAGGAGACCGUGGAGGAGACCGUGGAGGAGACCGUGGAGGUUACGGAGGAGGAGGAGGAGGAGGAGGAGGAGGAGGAGGAGGAGGAUUCGGAGGCGGCGGCGGCGGCUACAAAAUGGGAGGACGGUUUGUGAAAUCCUUCAUUUGGGGUUCAUUGAGUUCGACCUGUGGCUCUGUCAUGUCAUGUUGGGCAUUUAUCCAAGAGUACAAACUCAGAACAACAAGAAUCACGACAGUAACUUUUCUUCAAGAAAGACAAACUCCAAAAAACCACGCGUCGUAGCAUUAAAGUGCUAAUCUGUCUUUAUUGAUGUAGUUUCACUCAACGACCACUAGGGGGCGCCAGAGGUCAGUAAAUACAGACUGACUAGUUUAGUUAGAGAUGCUAAUACACUCAUUACAUCGAUGAAGAUUACUGUGUACGACUAUCUCGCUAUCUUUUAUUUGUUAAUGUAACUUUGUGUUCUGAAAUGAAUGUUGUCAUCAACUCAUUCAAAUCUGCCGUUGAAAGUAAAUCUAACGCUCGCCGUAUUCCUGCUGCGACCUUCACUGUGUUUACGUCCUCCUGACGAAGGAGCACGCUCGUCUUCAUCACCGCCAUGUUUUUCCUCCUCAGAGGCGACCGCAGAGACGACAGGAGAGAACGGCCAUACUAGUGUUGAGCAGACGGACGCCGCCCGAGGAGGAGGAGGAGGAGCUAGCUUGGGAGAACUGGGGAGGGGGUUGGAGGGGGGGGGCAAUCUGAUUGUCUGCUCUGUGGCCAGAGCAUCCCAACUGCUAUGCUCAUGGGGGGGGGGGGGGGGGGGCUGACGGUAUGUGGUCAAAUGUUGUUGUUUUUUUUGGUUUCCUCCGCUUUUUGUUUUAUUUUCUUUGUACAUCUUUUUAAUUUCCUCCGAUUGUAGUUGCAGAUGUUGUUGUCGGGUAGACUUCGUGUCUUUUGUUUUUGUAUGAACGGAUUUCAUGUUUUACUUGGGUUCUCUUUUUUCUCCCCAAAAUGAUAUUAAAAGACUGAUCUUU
Pseudoliparis swirei is the source of this 2390-nucleotide messenger RNA. RefSeq names its product TAF15 RNA polymerase II, TATA box binding protein (TBP)-associated factor (gene taf15). Gene Ontology annotation, cellular component: nucleus. The transcript is spliced from 15 exons. Gene Ontology annotation, biological process: regulation of DNA-templated transcription. Gene Ontology annotation, molecular function: transcription coregulator activity; RNA binding. The record is from RefSeq and is a predicted model, not a curated record. The coding region runs from base 112 to 1656 and encodes 514 amino acids. Lineage: Eukaryota; Metazoa; Chordata; Actinopteri; Perciformes; Liparidae.